Gilbertella persicaria is the source of this 1250-nucleotide messenger RNA. Its product is annotated as mitochondrial carrier. Gene Ontology annotation, biological process: mitochondrial L-ornithine transmembrane transport. The coding region runs from base 88 to 1107 and encodes 339 amino acids. NCBI's taxonomy places the organism in Eukaryota, Fungi, Mucoromycota, Mucoromycetes, Mucorales, Choanephoraceae. The record is from RefSeq and is a predicted model, not a curated record. Gene Ontology annotation, molecular function: L-ornithine transmembrane transporter activity. The transcript is spliced from 4 exons.
UUUUUGUUUUUUAUACAUCAGUAAAAUUUUUUAUCUUUCUACUCCUCUUCUUCUUUUUUCUUCUUCUUGCCUUAUUUUCGGCCAACCAUGGAUACUCAACAAGUAGCGACUCCCUUGCUAAAGACGGAAAAUGCAUUUGUACAGCAAAAAACCGAAAAAUCUGCACUUCGUCAACAACUGGAUGAUCUUUUGUUUGGCUCGGUUGCUGGAAUGAUUGGCAAAUUUGUCGAAUAUCCUUUUGAUACCAUUAAGGUUCGACUUCAAACACAACCAUUGAGUCAUCCUUACUUUUCAGGUCCUUGGGAUUGUUUUAAAACUACAAUUAAACAAGAAGGACUCAAGGGUUUAUUUACAGGCAUGUCUUCUCCUCUAGUAGGGUCCAUGGUUGAAAAUGCUGCUUUAUUCGUUGGCUAUAAACAAGUACAGAGAAUCAUUCGAGACUAUUCAUCAACACCCGAAGAAAAAGAAAAAUAUCGAACAAUGGCUGAAGAUGAUUUACCAUCCUUAUCGAUCAAUCAAUUGGUUUUAGCGGGUGGUGCUUCAGGUGCCAUUGCUUCAUUUGUAUUGACACCUGUGGAAUUAAUCAAAUGCAAAUUACAGGUCCAGAUUGGCAGCCAAGCUAUUCAAGGAGUACAGUUUUCUGGACCAUUCCAUGUCAUUCGCCAUGUAUUACAAUCUCAUGGUGUUUCGGGCUUUUAUAGAGGAUUUUUAGCCACUCUUUUAAGAGAAACAGGUGGUGGUAUGUUCUGGUUUGGUACAUAUGAAUACACCUGUGCUCAAUUCAUAAAAUAUCGUGAAUCAAAGACAAACGAAAAAGUAUCCAAGAAAGACCUGUCACCUUCAGAACUCAUGUUAGGUGGUGCGCUUGGUGGUAUGGCUUACAACUUUUCUCUCUUCCCAGUGGAUGUGAUAAAAUCUCAAAUGCAAACAGAUGAGCAACUCGUUACGAGCAAACAACGAUCAUUUAUUCAAACGGCUAAAGAAUUGUAUACUGCUGGUGGAUACAAGGCUUUCUAUAGAGGGUGCGGCAUCACAGUAGCCCGUAGUGCGCCUACAUCUGCUAUCAUUUUCCUUACUUAUGAAACACUUUCUCGUCAUUUUGGAUAGAUAAUAAUACCCCCACUUCAUCAGCCUUACAUUGCUAUUAUUGAUGCAUUACAUAUUCUUAGAGAAAACUCAAAAAAUAAAACUAUUGUAUAAAGAAUUAAUCCGUGUUUGAAUAAAUGUAUAUCGAUAAGCGUCAUACUCUA